Messenger RNA from Papilio xuthus (Asian swallowtail), 3607 nucleotides. It is a transcript of the gene Glyp, whose product is annotated as glycogen phosphorylase. Gene Ontology annotation, cellular component: cytoplasm. Gene Ontology annotation, biological process: glycogen catabolic process. The transcript is spliced from 9 exons. Gene Ontology annotation, molecular function: glycogen phosphorylase activity; pyridoxal phosphate binding. NCBI's taxonomy places the organism in Eukaryota, Metazoa, Arthropoda, Insecta, Lepidoptera, Papilionidae. The record is from RefSeq and is a predicted model, not a curated record.
AGUAUAAACUGUCAAAAUAAUAAUACCGAGUAACAAAACAAAAAUUGCACUAUUUCAGCAUUAAAUAUCGUUUGAAAUAAGCAAUUAAUCAGAGUUAAAUCAUUUAAUGUCUAUAUUUGCCUUGAAUUAAGGUCACAUGACCCAAUAGAGCCGAGCUUUAAUUUAUUGACGCUUAGCGGUCAAGCUUAUAUAUUUGACCUUCUCAAGGUGACCGAUACCGCAUCUUGGUAGCUCAGUCAGUCGGGCUUAGGCAGUCGUAGGAGUUUGUUUAGUACUAAAUUGACUGGAUCACGAUGAGCGUUCAAACGGAUUCAGAAAAGCGUAAGCAGAUAUCUGUCCGCGGCAUUGUCGCUGUAGAAAAUGUUACCGAAGUGAAAAAGGCUUUUAAUCGUCAUGUGCAUUAUACUUUGGUAAAAGAUCGCAAUGUUGCUACACCAAGGGAUUAUUAUUUCGCCCUUGCACAUACAGUCCGUGAUCAUCUGGUUUCCCGCUGGAUUAGAACCCAGCAGUAUUAUUAUGAAAAAGAUCCCAAGAGAGUCUACUAUCUAUCAUUGGAGUACUACAUGGGCCGUUCUCUCCAAAAUACCAUGAUAAACCUGGGUAUCCAGGGUACUGUGGAUGAAGCUCUGUACCAGCUUGGCUUAGAUAUUGAAGAAUUGGAGGAGCUGGAAGAGGACGCAGGUCUAGGCAAUGGAGGUCUUGGUCGUCUGGCUGCUUGCUUCCUUGAUUCCAUGGCCACACUUGGACUGGCAGCAUAUGGUUAUGGUAUAAGAUACGAAUACGGUAUUUUCGCGCAGAAGAUAGAAAAUGGUGAGCAACAGGAGGAGCCUGAUGAUUGGUUACGGUAUGGUAAUCCUUGGGAGAAGGCCCGCCCUGAGUUCAUGCUGCCUGUCAACUUCUACGGCCGCGUAGUUGAUACUCCUCAAGGAAAGAAAUGGGUAGACACACAGGUAAAUAUGAAUGGAUUUAAUAAUAAAUUUCGCAAUAAACAUACAUUACGUAUUAGCAGUGCACAAUCUUGUUAGAUUGAUUGAAGUAUACGGUAUUUGUUUUCAGUCAACUCUGGUGAUUACAUCCAAGCAGUACUGGACAGGAACGUGGCCGAGAACAUCUCGCGCGUGCUCUACCCCAAUGACAACUUCUUCGAGGGCAAGGAGCUGCGUCUGCGCCAGGAGUACUUCAUGUGCGCCGCCACGCUGCAGGACAUCAUCCGCAGGUACAAGGCCUCCCAGUUCGGCUGCAGGGACGCCGUAAGGACCACCUUCGAGAGCCUGCCCGAAAAAGUCGCCAUACAACUGAACGACACCCAUCCCGCCCUGGCUAUUCCUGAACUGCUGAGAAUCUUACUCGACAUCGAGAAGGUGCCCUACGACGAGGCCUGGAACCUCGUGGUCAAGUGCUGCGCCUACACCAACCACACCGUUCUACCAGAGGCCCUGGAGCGCUGGCCCUGCUCUAUGCUGGAGAACGUACUGCCGCGCCACAUGCAGCUCAUAUAUCACAUCAACUUCCUGCACCUUCAGGAGGUGCAGAAGCGCUGGCCCGGAGACAUGGACCGCAUGCGCCGCAUGUCCCUCAUCGAGGAGGAGGGAGAGAAGCGCGUCAACAUGGCCAACCUCUGCGUCGUCGGCUCCCACGCCGUCAACGGGGUCGCCGCCAUACACUCCGACAUCCUCAAGAAGACCAUCUUCCGCGACUUCUUCGAGAUGUGGCCGGAGAAGUUCCAGAACAAGACCAACGGCAUCACGCCCCGCCGCUGGCUGCUGCUCUGCAACCCGGGCCUGUCGGACCUCAUCUGCGACAAGAUCGGCGACGAGUGGACCGUGCAUCUCGAGAAGCUGCAGCAGCUGAAGCGCUGGGCGAAGGACCCCGCCUUCCAACGCGCCGUCAUGAAGGUGAAGCAGGAGAACAAGCUGCGCCUGGCGGCCCUCAUCGAGCGCGACACCGGCAUCAAGAUCAACCCCGCAUCCAUGUUCGACCUCCAGGUGAAACGCAUCCACGAGUACAAGCGGCAGCUGCUCAACAUCCUGCACGUCAUCACGCUCUACAACCGCAUUAAGCGCGACCCGCAAGCCGCCAUCACUCCACGCACCGUCAUGAUCGGUGGCAAGGCCGCGCCCGGAUACUACAUCGCCAAGCAGAUGAUCGCUCUCGCCUGCGCAGUCGGGAACACCGUGAACAAUGAUCCGGACGUGGGUGACAAGUUGAAGCUGAUCUUCCUGGAGAACUACCGCGUGUCGCUGGCGGAGCGCAUCAUGCCCGCGGCGGACCUCAGCGAGCAGAUCUCGACGGCCGGCACAGAGGCCUCCGGCACCGGCAACAUGAAGUUCAUGCUCAAUGGGGCCCUCACCAUCGGCACUAUGGACGGUGCUAAUGUGGAGAUGGCGGAGGAGGCCGGGGAGAACAACAUGUUUAUCUUCGGCAUGAGAGUCGACGAUGUGGAAGCUCUCCAGAAGCGAGGAUACAACGCUUACGAGUACUACGAGCGCAGUCCGGAGCUGCGGCAGUGCAUCGAGCAGAUCCGCAGCGGGUUCUUCUCCCCCGAGGCGCCGGGCAAGUUCGCGCACCUCGCGGAUGUGUUGCUGCACCACGACCGCUUCCUGCACCUCGCUGACUACGACGCUUACAUACAGGCGCAGGACAAGGUCGCCGCCGUCUACCAGAAUCCGGCUAAAUGGGCUGAAAUGGUGAUCGAGAACAUCGCAUCAUCCGGCAAGUUCUCAUCUGACCGCACCAUAGCGGAGUACGCGCGUGAGAUCUGGGGCGUCGAGCCAUCUUGGGAGAAACUGCCUGCACCCCAUGAAUCUGCCUAGGUUAAGCAUAACUUGCCAUAUUCACACUGACCUUUAUUGAUAAAACACUGGACGGGUCGGUGUUUGAAAAUAACAACUUUUUUUUACGUUCGUUCCUAUCAAAAAGAGCCAGUUGCGGUUACUAUUGCCUAAUCUAUAUCUAUUUGAUGUUGCGUUUCUAUAAUCGAGUAGGCACAAAAUUAGACGCGCAUAGCUUGUCCAGUGGUUAGAUCUUAGAGGUCAGUACAUAUUUGUCAUCUUUGAUAUUACCGUAGAUUAAAAAUUCAAAAUUUUAUUCAAUUCGCUAUUAGCAUAGUAGAUUUGCUACUGUUUAGAGUUUAUUAUUGUAGUUUUGAUGUAUUUAAAAUUUGGUACAGUUAUGAUCGAAUUCGAUUAGGAAAAAUUUAUAUGUCUAGUGUUUGAUUGUAAAAUUUUCACGUCUUUAAAAUAUUUAUAGAAUUAAUCGAAAGUAGAAAGAUUUGGGAUAUAGAUAUUAAAAAGCAAUGAGAUCUAUGAUAUUUACUUUAUAUUUUUUAAUCAACUUUAUGUAAAAAAAAUCAGUUUUGCUAUGUACUAACGGGACGUCCAAUGGUGUCUAAUAUAAUUUCUGAACUAAUAUAUUUUAAGUAUAAAUAUUUAUUUACACAUAAUAUAGGCAGCUAUAUAUUUUUGUGCUACAUAAAAAAGUUUAUAAAUAAUUGUAUGUUGAUCCUCCGAGAACAUUUUUAUACCUUUGUUUUCAAAUUACUAAUUUUAAGUCCCUUAAAAGUUUCAAGUUCCUAUCCUUCUUUAAUAAAUUUAUAUUUUUUAAUUUA